AUGUUUCCUAGAAUUUCAAAAUUUUCAAAUGUCUCAACUACAUCCUCAAACAUUAAUUCAAACUCUACCGCUUCAGGAAAUACCUAAUAAAGGAGAAAUGAUAGUUCAAAUAUAAGAAAUUUACUUUUCGGAGGCUAUGAAGAACCAGUUUCAUAAGGGAUGGUGUAAGCUACUCCUCAAUAACUAAACAAUAAGAUUACAAAUGAAUCUACUAGCACAAUAGACCACACUCCUACUACUAAGUAAAACAAUCAAAGUCACAUAGAUAUAAAACAGAACUAAGCACUUUAAAAUAUGGAGAUGAUAGAGAAUAAACUGAACUCUAAAUUGGAAGAAAUUGAAAAAAUGUUCGUUGAUAGAUAAGGAUCUGCUAAAAUUUCUAGUCCUUUAGUCUAAGGAGGUCUAUAUCAAAUUGAAAACCAAAAUGUAACUUUAGAUUAAUUUGAUGAGGUAGCUGAAUAAUCUAAAGUACAAUAAAAGGGUGGAAAGAAGGAGGAAAAAAAAGUGCCGGCUAAGAGACAGGCAAGUGCAAAUAAUAGGAAAGUAGCACUUCCAGAUAAAAAGCCACCUUAAAGACAACCCUCAUUGAAUUAAUAGUAGAGAGCACAAUAAUUUUUAGAAUAGCAGAUGCAAUCAAAGAGCAAGGCUAAUUUCAACCCAUAGAAAUAAAUCGAGCCUGAUUAAAACAUUAUUAAGAAUGCUAGAGCAACUGGCAUGAUUAAUCAAGAUUUAACUUAAAAUAAGUUACCUCCGAGAAAUGGACCUGUCAAAGCAAAAGAGCAAUUUAUGACUAAUUUGAUUAGUAACAAUAUAGAGGAUUCUUAGUAGUUAUCAGAAAUUUCAAUGCAUGAUUAGAGAACUCCUUAAUAAAUUAAACAAAUAAAUACUUAAACGAGCAAAAAGGAAAUUAAAACAAUAUAGCCAUAGCAAAGUGCAAAUAAUGUUGAAUUUGAAAAUUUAAUUGAAUAAAUGGAUCGAUAAUUAUAAUUAAAAACUACAGAGAAUACAAAGUUAAAAAAGAAAAUAACUUCUCUUGAAAAAUAGAUUGUUGCUCUAAAGUAAGAAAAUGAUAAAUAAAUUGCAUUACAAACUGCUCUCACAAAAGACGGUGGUCCUAUUGAAAACACAGAUGAAAGAAGAAUAAUGAUUUUAAAAGCAUAAAACGGUUAACUAACCAAGCAUAAUGCUUAUCUCACUGAGACUCUGAAAAACUAAAAGAAAAUUAUGAUUGAAGUUGAUCACAUUUUAACUGAUCUGACAACAAUGUGUAAAUCUUUAGAUUUAGCAAAAUAAUUAGCUUAAGGUAUGAAAAAAAGACUUAAAUCAACUUCUCAAGUGGAAUAGAAAGACUUUAAUGCUAGGAGGUUUGAACAGGACAACCCAUUCUAUAUAACCAAAUAAGAUACUUAGUUUGCGAACAAAUACGAGGCAGAUGAUGAAAAUGGAUAAUAAAAUGUUAUAUUCACUGAAUAAAAAUUAGCCCUAUUACUUGAGAACUCUAUUGAUCUAUAUCAAAGAUGCUUUCUUAAAAAUAAGGUUCCAAAUUCAAACUAAUUCCUCAGAUUUUGUGAAGAUCUUAGACAGAGUGUUGAGUCAUUAUUGCUUCUUGGUAUAGCAAUUAACCCAGAUGAUUCAUAGGAGGUGUCAUUGGCUGAUAGAAGUAAGCACUAGGCUUUGAGAGACUAUGUUGAAAGAAAACUUAUCACAAAGAUCCAUCUAGACAAGCAUGUGCUGAUUACUAAGUCUCAUCCUAAGACUUGCAAAAUCAUGAAUAGAGAAUUAGUGGACCAUCUUAAUGAUGUAGCUUUUUGGAACAAUAGCAAAAAAUCAGAAAAAUAACAGGAGUUGUAGAGAUUUGUAAGCAAGGUCUAGUAGGGUGAGCUAGGCUAUCUAAUUGAAAUUUAUUUGAAGCAGUAAUAGAUUAAUAUACUCAAAGCUUAGUUCGGAAAAAUAUUCAAUCAUCUAAACAUUCUAAAAUAAUGGUUUAGGAAGCAUGUUACCUCUGUGAUAAUAGAAGAUGUAAGGUUUAACGUAUACGAGAAAUUCUAGGAUCUAGAGAAUAUUUAUAGAGAAGCUGAUGAAGAAAAUCUAUAAGCAUCCUAAGUCAAGUUAUGGUCUGUUUUCAAUUUACAUUAUUCUGAUAUGAUGAAGGGGUUAAGGAGGGUAGUUAAUAUUGAUGAGAAUCAAAUAACUGGAGGAUUCAAUUAUAGAGAGUAAGAGGAAGGUGAAAUAGAUAUUAAAACCAGUGAUGGCUACAUUGAAAAAUUAUCUAGAGCUUUUGAAUAGAGAUUUGAUGAAGCUAAAGAGAUUAUUAUGAACUGGACAGAAAUAUCUAAAACUUAAAAAUUCUGA
Molecule: messenger RNA, 2352 nt
Organism: Stylonychia lemnae
Lineage: Eukaryota; Ciliophora; Spirotrichea; Sporadotrichida; Oxytrichidae
Source: the annotation of a GenBank genome assembly